Messenger RNA from Anneissia japonica, 3896 nucleotides. RefSeq names its product protein cereblon-like. The coding region runs from base 137 to 1453 and encodes 438 amino acids. NCBI's taxonomy places the organism in Eukaryota, Metazoa, Echinodermata, Crinoidea, Comatulida, Comatulidae. The record is from RefSeq and is a predicted model, not a curated record. The transcript is spliced from 11 exons.
UUUGGUUUUUAUAUGGUUCAGGUUGUUGGCCAUUUAGCUACACUACGCGUAAUCUGAUUGGAGAAAUGUCAACUUUGAACCUAACUUUGGGAUUUUAACCUUUCAUCAUUCUUCGUGGACGUAAAACAAAUUAAAAAUGGAUGGCGAAGACGGCGAUUUUGACAUUUCGUCUGAUAGUGAGCCAGAAGCUCAGGAAGAUAUUAGGAUGAACGUGGAUGAUUGGAGGAUGAACAUCCGGGGAGUUGAAGAUCAUGAGAAAGUGAAGAAGAGGCCGGUAAAAUUCAACUUUGACCCCUCACUUCCAACAGCUCAUUCUUAUUUGGGCAAUGAUUUGGAGGAAUACAGUGGUCGUACUAUCCAUGAUGAUGAAAGUUACGUCAGUCUCCCUCUUAUGCCAAUCACUAAUGUAGUUCUCAUCCCAGGCCAGACGAUCCCGCUACAACUCAUAGAGCCGAGAGCAAUCUCCAUGAUGAGGCAUGUUCUCCAGAAGGAUCGAACAUUUGGCGUUGUUAGCUUUGGACGUGAUUUGGAGCAUGGUGUAUCAUCAGUAGGCACGACAGCUGAAAUUUACAGUGUUAAAGAAAUUAAUGAAGGCGGAUUAGAAAGUAUGAAGAUUAAAGCAAUGGGAAGGCAGAGAUUCAAGAUAAUGGAUAUCACAAGACAAGCAGAUGGAAACAUGGUGGGCAAAGUGCAAAUUCUUCCAGACAAGGAUAUUGUAGAUCCUCUCCAUGGAGCGAGGUUUAAUUCUUACUACCAAAAGAGAGCGCUUUCACCAGUUGAAGAAUCAAUGAAUAUUUUGAAUCCAAAGAGACGAAGGAACAAAUUGUUAGAAGCUCACUUGACAUGGUGGCCUCCAUGGGUGUAUCAAAUGUAUGAUCCUGAGUACUUAAUGGCAUUGAUUAAGGAAGAGUUGAGAAGCUGGUAUGAGGGCUCAAUUAAACUUAACACAAUCCCACAAAACCCAUCAGAUUUUUCUUUCUGGGUUGCAAGCAUUAUUCCAAUAGAUGACAGUCAACGACUUUCAUUAUUGAAGGUGAACUCAUCCGUGCAAAGAAUGAGAUGUGAGCUAGAUUUAUUAAAGAAGUGUACCGUAUUAUGUUGUAAAGGAUGUGGCCUUCAGAUUGCCAACAAAAAUGAUGUCUUCUGCAUGUCUUUAGAUGGCCCCAUGGCAGCCUAUGUCAAUCCCGGUGGAUACAUCCAUGAAACAUUGACUCUCUACCGUGCACAAAACCUCAAUUUGAUUGGUCGGCCAUCAACAGAAAACAGCUGGUUUCCUGGGUAUGCAUGGACAAUCAUUCAGUGUCGCCACUGUUCAGGUCACAUGGGGUGGAAGUUCAAAGCAACAAAACGCAAGCUAAGACCCGAGAAAUUUUGGGGUCUGACACGAUCUGCUUUGAUGCCAAGCAUGAGCCAAGAAGGAGGGGAGACAACGUCAUGGCAACCUGUCUUAUGAGGAAAAAUCUCUUCCUGGAUUUCUGAUGAAGGCACAACAAAUACAGGAAAAGAACACUAUUGCUGCUCACCAUUAAUUUCAAUAUCAACGUCGACUUUUCCCAAAUGAGGCAUUGAUUCCCCACUAGCCGUUAAAAUUUCAAGUGAGUUUGGUUGCAAUUUUGAUUUAAAUGUGUGUCCACAACAUUAACAGUUGUAAUUUAGGAGGCGUGUCAAAGGGCGAUUCGUCAAUUUCAUUAAAGUUUUACCACAGUAGUGUUUGUAGAGCCAAAUAGUGAAUGUCUCUGUGUUGGUCUGACGAUGCCUAGUAUUCCAGUCCGGAAGCUAACACAAUGAUAUGCACAUAGACGGUAGCGUAUCAUUUCUACAUGCAGUUUAAUAUUCAGAAAUGUAGUAAAAGAUGUAGAGCAGCCCAAGUCCCACUAGCAGCUAUUACACUAAAAGUACAUGAAAAUAUAUGAAUACAACCCAAGUCCCACUUGGAUAGAUUUACACUUUCUUAGGUGUCCAAGUAGAAACUUCCCAUUAUUGUUAUCUAUGUUCCAACCACAUGCCUUCCAUUCCUAUACAAAUUCUUCUCAUUAUCUUCUUAUCAAACUAGUACCUCACUUCCCUUGUUGUCCCAACGAUUGACAUGUAAAGAUAAAUAAUAAAUAACAAGUUCCAAAAACAGGGCCUACCACUGAAAUCUGAAUCAAUGGAAUGAUUGCUAUCAAAAUAUAUGGAAGAAAGCAAGGCUGUCCAAUUGUAAAACAACAUAUAAAAUAGGGCAAUGCCAUUGACAUGCAUACAUGGCUAAUGAUUGAAAUAGCAAAUUCAUGCAUAAAUCUGACCAAAUCAUGGAAUAAACCCCAUGCUACAUCACAAUUACGCUGCCUACUCUUGUGGCAGGGGUUUACCGUUUUAGAAAUUUGGGGGAAAAUUGAUAUGUCCUGAUUACAUUGAUAACAUACUUUUUUAGGGUUAGUGAACCUCAAGGGGCCAGCAAGGCCAGCACUUUGUAUUUGCAUGGCGGCGAUUGAGUGUCAAAUUUCAGUGAGGUCCACCCAUAGAAUGGUGCAGGCCGCACACUUUGUGCCUGGUUUCUUGGGAGUGGUUGGUCAAUAAUCUGUUCUUUUUUAAAAAUGCGAACGUUGCCAAAAAGUGGGCAAAAAAGUGCCCAACAUUGGCUGGUAGCAGGUAUUCCAUAUUGUUAUGUAAUUGGGUGUGUGUAUUGUUGUUCUUGUUGGGUAGAUUUUGCUCACUCAAGUUUUUUCCUGUUUCUGUACUUCUUUACACCCUGGUGAUACUAAAGUUUAACUCGGAGACAGUAUAUUGUUUCUUGUACUAUAUGUGUACUUUAUUCACUAGUGACUACAUAUACAAUAUUUACAAGUUGGUUGAUUUGGCGUUGCCUUAAGGCAUCAGAAGGAGGUCUCUUUACGAUAACUAUGCUUGCCUCCUAAAGAUACCACUUUGGGUGUGGUGGUCAUUCUUAUUGGUUGAGGGAUGUCAUGUUACCCUAAUCACUUGACCAUCACUUUUGGGAGUUUCUAUUGGUCAAAUAAUAUCCAGGCUUCCAAAACUUUGGGAGGUAAAACUGAUACUUAAUUGAUGGUUCUGUUUACAAAAUUGGUUUUAUAAAUAGGUGAGAAUUGUCAUUUGAUGAAGAUCCAGCUAUUAGUCUUAAUUAUAUAACUCUUCAAAACUGAUCACAUCAAAGAAGCCUUGGGUCCCUUUAUUUUGGUUUGCACAUGAUGGCCGCCCUUUUCUGAAUGACCAAGGCGGUGCAGACAUUCGGCCAUUUCUUGAAAAACAGCCUUCUUAUUGCCAGAACUUGAUUACUUGAUUAUUGAGCACUUGACUUGACGCUUUUAGCCAUUUCUAAUAUUUCAUUAUUGGUAGGUUGGCGAUUCCACGGAGGACUGUAAGCAACAGAGACCAUAUUAUUUAUUGUUCCUCGUAUUAUUCUAUGUCGUAGCUCAACCGGUAUUGUUCCAGAUUUAGCCGCAAAGUCGACAUUUGUAUCUUGGUAUAUAGUAUAUUCCGGUGACUUCGCGUGAGACAACUAAGGUCUCUUCACUGACGGAGGUUCCACUGACGAUGUUGAAGAUUGCUCAAACUCCUUGUCGGGACAUGUCUUCACUGCACUGGUUGUACCAAGCAUAGAAGAGGUUGUUGCCUUUUCUUCAUUGGUUUCCUAAAGAAAAUAAGAUCUAAAAAUAUUAUUCUGUUACUAUACUAAAUAAUUUAAAUGAUUAAUUUAAUAAUUUACAUCAUUUAUAGAUUUGACCCAAUAAAUAGAUAAAGGGAAUAUAUAUCACCUCAUUAACAAUUUUCAUUUAAGGCCAUGUUUUCAGCCUGUUGGUUAUUCCACUCUUAUUUUACUGCAAUAAUAUACAGAAUACAUGGCAGCCAAAGCAGACAAAAUUAGUGAAUGUAAUAAAACAUUACUUACUGCAGAU